AUGGGCGCUCCUCUCGACCCCAACCGCAUCCUCUCGAUCCAAUCGCACGUCGUCAGCGGCUAUGUCGGCAACCGCGCGGCCACGUUCCCCCUCCAAAUGCUGGGAUAUGAUGUGGACGUGGUGAACACUGUCCAGUUCUCCAACCACACAGGAUACGGGCACACGAACGGACACAAGACGACGCCCGAACAGCUCACGGCCAUCUUUGAGGGCCUGUUUACCAACGGCCUCGUCGCCCAUGCACGCGUGUUGACUGGAUACAUUCCGGGAGCCGAGUCGCUGGCCGUGGUGGGGAAGCAGGUCGAGCGCAUGAAGAAGGACGGCGGCGAAGCGCUCACUUAUCUUCUGGACCCUGUCAUGGGCGACAUUGGCACGGGGUUGUACGUCAACCCAGACGUUGUGCCAGUGUACAAGGACCUUCUCAAGCUCGCGACCAUCAUCACCCCCAACCAGUUUGAGACUGAGCUGUUGUCCGAUGUCAAGAUCACCUCGCUCGAGACCCUCCACCAAGCAUUGACCGCCCUGCACACCACCUAUGGUGUCCCGCACGUGGUUGUGUCGUCUAUCCCCCUCCCCAUCUCCCUCGUGUCGUCCAUCGGCGUGCCCGCCCCUCCCCAAAGCUACACACGCCUGCUCCCUGCCGCCCGCCCACCAUGGUACGACGCUGUUGGCGUGGGAGAGCCCGACGACGAGGUGCUCGUGUGCUUUGCCAGCACGUACAAGUCGGACGGUACACUGGAUACACACGCGUUUGCGCUCCCUACCAUCCGCGGCUACUUUUCCGGCGUCGGCGACCUCUUCUCGGCCCUCGUCCUCGGCCACUACAACCACCCAGAGGCAAAAUCCACCUUGCCGCCAUUGGCGCACGCCGUCUCCCGCGCGCUCUUGACAGUGCAGCAGAUUCUGCUCCGCACGCACCUGUACUCGCUCACGGUCGCCGCGUCGGGCACGGCCACUCCUCGCCCAUUGCACGAAGGCGAGACGAACCCCGACUCGGUGAUUCCCUCGGACGCAGAGCUCGACGACGCCCCACCACUCAACCCCAGCGACCCGAAGCGCAAGGCUCGCCGUAUGCGGCUGCGUGAGAUGCGUGUGGUGCAGGAACGCGCACUCAUCGUCGACGGCGGCGAGGGCUGGCCGGGCGUCAAGGUCGACUGGGACGCGGUCAAGCUUGGCAAGGCAUAA
Apiotrichum porosum is the source of this 1185-nucleotide messenger RNA. RefSeq names its product putative pyridoxal kinase (gene BUD16). Gene Ontology annotation, cellular component: cytosol. The record is from RefSeq and is a predicted model, not a curated record. Gene Ontology annotation, molecular function: pyridoxal kinase activity. Gene Ontology annotation, biological process: pyridoxal 5'-phosphate salvage. Bases 1 to 1185 code for a protein of 394 amino acids. Lineage: Eukaryota; Fungi; Basidiomycota; Tremellomycetes; Trichosporonales; Trichosporonaceae. The transcript has 4 exons.